Messenger RNA from Schistosoma turkestanicum, 6715 nucleotides. The record is from the annotation of a GenBank genome assembly. NCBI's taxonomy places the organism in Eukaryota, Metazoa, Platyhelminthes, Trematoda, Strigeidida, Schistosomatidae.
CUCGAGGUCAGAAUGUCCUAGCGUUUUGUAGGUGGUUAUCAUGUUCAGAAGUUUGUGUGAUGAUUUAAUCUCGAUAAUUGUGGACAUUUAUGAGGACAAAAGUUUUUGUGAUCAUCAUGUGAAAGCAAUAAAACAUAUCGAAUUGGCGGUGAAUGGGCUUUACGACAACCUACAUAAAUUGAAUUGGUUUUAUCAUCGCCUAAGAGUCAAAAUUAUCCUGUAUACAUUCAAGCUUAGUGAAUCUGUGGAUGCUGAUAGAACUCCAUAUUGUUCUUUCAAUACAUUUAAGUACGAGUUACUAACCAGUUCCAUUCAAAGUUCUUACAUCGAAUUCUUCAGAUUCUUUAGAAAAGACGCUUUGUUUAUUGCAGAAUUAUUACAUUACUUCAAGUUCACUUCGCAAGUAUUUGGGAUUCUGUCACGUUCAGUGUGUUCAGCAAUAUGUACAGACCCUAUAAAUCCUCCCAGUAACUUUAUUCAUCUUACAGUUGCUCAUUAUUUACAACAGUGUCUAAAUGAUACGAAGUGUGCAAUGUAUUCUAAGUCAGAGCUAGUUCUCAUCGUGCAUUUACUCAUAUUCAGUUCUCCAGAUGUCCGUUCAUUCUUAAAUUCUGUUUUACAAAAUGUGAUAUACAGACUUACAAACAGUAACUGUAAUCCUUUAUUCAACAUGUCUGAAUGCAAUGAAAAUUCCAAUGAAUUCACCGGUAAUGCUUUGCCAAGUCCUUCCACAGUUAUGCUCAUUAAUAUCAUAAUUAAUAGUUUAACUGAUAAUAUGUUACUAUUCCCUCAAUCAGUCCUUAUAUUAUUGGGCAAUAUGCGUCUUAUUUGGUCUACUGCCAACCUUUCUCAGAAAGCAGUUAUGCGCGCAUCCGUGGAUUUUGUUUUCAAAGACUUCUUUGCGAAUGCUUUGGAAAAACCUGCGUUAUACAACAUCAACAUAGGCUGCACACCUAGAUUUUUCCAAAAUUUAGAAAGAAUCAUUCAGGUUAUCUCUUCCAUAGUUAUCCAGGAUGAGGAUCACUCAUUAACUGCCAAUGUAAUUAAUCAGGGCAAUCUGACAAUGACCGAUAAUGAAUGUACAAAAAUUAAUUAUAAACAACUGCAAGGAUUUACUCAAUUUAUAUUGGAUGCUGCUGAUUCUAUGGCCUUCCCAAAUAGUUUAUUUGAAAAGUGCUCGCAAAAUUUGUUAAUUGUGGGGAAUGAGCUUCAACAUCUUGAAUCGGAUGAUUGUGUUUUAAAGGAUUCAUCUAAAUGUGGUAUCUCGAUAACAUCUAAUGAUUUAAAUAUUUUAAUUGGGUGCAUUCGUAUAUUCUUACGACAGAAUCCGAACUCUUACCAAUCUUUCAAAAUAAUUGAUCUUUUACCGCAUAAUGUUCCAGGUGCUACAAUGGGAGUAGAACUAUCUACGGAUAAUGCUUCAUCUGGAGACUCACCAAGCUCAGGCAAAAACGUUAUGUCUGCCAUUUUGGUUGAUAUAUCAGAAAAUAAUGCUACUAAAACUCUAACCCGUGAAAUUAAAAGAUCAAGCAGUAGUACACCAUCACCGCUAAGGCGACGCAGUCGUUCAUUAAAUCGUUUAUUAACUGGAAAACAUAACUCUUCUAGUCAUUCCAAAGACAUUCAUAAUGAUAAUGCCGACGUGGAAAAUUCAAGUCUAUCGGGGAAAAGCGUUAGUUCUAAUAAUGAAAAUUCGGAAAUUGUCUAUUCAUUUGAUCUAAAUCCAUAUGAACACUCUCAUCAUCACAAGAUACCUCCGGAAAGUAAAAUCGAUCGGUCAUGGAAAAUGGGUAUUGAUAAAAGUAAAACCGAUUAUUUGGUGGACCGAUCUACGAGUUCUCAUGCUGAUGAUGCAGAUGUUACAAUGAAUCAUGCUUGUUCAAAUUUAAUCAGGAAAUUUGCUUUAAAGGACAUUCAGCAUACUGGCGUAGGUAGUGGAACUGAUGGAUCAAGUCAUCCACAUUUUGGUCUGUAUAAUCCUGUCAAUGGAAUUCAUGUCAUUGGGAAUGCCAAUACGGGGAAUGGACAUUGUAAUACAUUUGAAUCUCAUUGUUCCCCAUUGGAUGAUUUUACCAAUAACUUACAAAAGCAAAAGCACUCAUCGAUAGGCCUUUCUCAGGAUCGCUUUUUGACUGGUCAGCGUUCUAGUGAUGAAACUGCCUCACAAAACUCUGAUCCAAGUGGGUGUACAAGUUUAGCUAGCAGUGCUUGUGCUCUCGGACGACGUUUAGAAACAGCAACAUCUGUGGAUGAAUCAUUACGAAAUAAAAAUGUGAGUGAUUUACAAUUGAAUCAAGGAACAUCCCAUCCUACUUCAGUCUCUGGCCCUUCAGUUAACUCAUUAUCACAUGUUUCUUCAUUUUCACCGCCAGCUUCCCCAAAAUAUAGUUUCAGCAAUUCACAGAAUGAAGGCAUCAACGACCGCACAACACAUUAUGUGGCAUGUAGUUCAUUGUCUCGUGGGAUCGAAAAACGUACUCGAUUUUCUGUGUCAGUUGUGCCUAGUAAUACUUCAGUUCGAGGGUUUGGAAAUUCGGUUUUUAUGCCUAGCCAUGGGUUUACGGUUCAGUCUAAAAUAUCAGAAACAAGUUGUGAUAAUAAAAGAUCCCUUGUUCACUCUUCAGUUGUUAGGUGUAGUUCAAUUGAUCUCUCUCAGUCUGGUUUAAUCAAUCAUUCAAAUUCAUUGACCGAAAAGAAAUACAAGUUUGAUGGGCAUAAAUCUAACCUCGAUUUUGGUUCAAUCAUACCUGUACCAAACAAAAUGUUACUAAGUGAUAAUAAAUCUACGAUUCACCCUCGAUGUUCUUCCCUUACUUCUUUGUGUGUAUCUACUGGCAUCUCUGCACUUCCAGCUCAUCGUGUACGUCGGCACUCUCAAAAACUCACAAGUACUUCCAACCAGGAUAAUGAAGGUCAAGGUACUUCUAGUUUCUCAGUAGAUAGCGCAUCAAGUGACAGUGACAAUGACAGCGGUUUAAUAGGAGCGGCAGUUUCUCAGCAUAGUACUGCUUCGUCUUCAUGUCAUCUGAAUUCAUCAUUCAUACAAUCAUACCAAAAUUCACAUGAUCAUACUGAUGUUAGAGAAGUUGAUGAGCAGUCCAGUUUAUUAACAUGUUCAUCAUGUGGAGUACGUUUAGGCGAAGAUGUUAUUCCGGAUCCAAUCCCUGAAAACGUUGAAUCGCAAGAUGUUGAUAUUACCAGCGAUCAGAUUGAAACACAAAUCGAUGAACAGUCUAGUUAUCCAAGGGACGAAGAAGACGCUCUUUCUGAUUUACCUCUUUCAUCAGCAAAUAUAUCUGGCCGUGUAACACCGCUAUCUUUAACUAGUGCAACCUCUCGUGGGGGUCAGUUGACUCAGUCAAUCAUCCAUGGUACGGAAAAUAAUUAUCGUGCAUCAGGGAUGUUUUCUCCAUCUGGUCUUAUCCUUCCUACUGGAACAACACUGCCAUCCAAUGCAACCCAUUUAGGACUUACACGAUGUAUUCCUAAUGAUUUUCCGACAACGAUGUUUCAAAGGCACUGUACACCGGACGUUACUGAAAAGUUUAAUAAAUUCGACUUACCUCCAAAUCGAAUGACAGAGAAUGAGACCAGAUCUACUGUCAGUGAUACAUGGUCUACUGAUGUACUUCCUUCGGAUACAGAAUACACUGAUCUCGGUCAAGAAUUUUCAAAUUCACAAUCGAAUUUAAAUCCAGAUGCAGCUGGUAGACGUCCUUCUAAUCCUGGUGUGGCACGUGCCUCUCAUCGACGCGGUCAUCGUCAUCAUCAUAGAAGAGAACCUAUUUCUGAGUCGUUGAUCACUGAAUCUUCUGAGAAUAAUAACCGAUCAUUAAACGUUGCUUCGGAGUUGGAUAACAUGGAAAUUCAAUCAAGAGUUCAUUCCGAUUCUCCAUUGAAUAUCGUAAGAAAUACAGAAGAAAGUGAGACUAAUUUACAUGACCUCAACGAUGAUCCUAUCCAUCCCAUAGUUACGAGUAGUGCUCCAGUCAUUUCUCAGUGUCACGAUGAUCUUGAUGCUUUAUCAAGACCUGUGAAUUCUAAUUAUUCAAAUCAACAUUGUUCUGUAUCAAUGGAGUCUACAAUAAACGCUAAUCACCAUACAUCAUCAUCUAUAACGUCUGCUAAAGUGUAUAACUCAUGUGAUACUGUUGAAAGAAUCAAUAAUGAUCCUAGAUCAUCUACAAAUGAUGGACGAUGCAGUGUGAAUACCAAUCGUAUGCAUGGCAGUGCACAUACUUUAAAAGAGAGUUUUUCACGUCUCAUGGAAAGAUUAGAUCUUAUGGCUCGACGUCCACGAAUAUCGGUGAACUCAAGUGUUCAUAAACAUAACCGUACAUCAUCCUCUCAACCCAGUGAAUCUCAGUCAAAUCUUUAUUCAUUUCUGCCGGAUUUAAUGGAAUCGGUCCCUGUGGAAUCAGGAACUUAUUCAUCACGUGAUAAUCAGCAAAUUUUAAGUGCAUCAUCUGCUUCCAUUCAGCCAGAUUCUAAUCAGUUGAAACAACAAACUGUUAAAUCACAAGAUUCAAGUCACUUUAAAGAUGACUGUGUGAGGAAAGAAGAAACUGUUGAUGAAAUGAUGGAACGUUAUCGUAGAAAAACACAAGUUUUUCCACCAAAUGAAUCAAUUUUUAAUCAUAACUCUGAUUCUCAGUCUACUCAUAGCAAACAUAUCCCUAGUACUUCAAAUUCAAACAAGGUGGUUGAUAAUAAUAAUAAUAAUAAUAAUGAUAUUGUUAGUAUUGAAAAUAUUAAUAGUCCUAACAAAGAUUUCGCUUCAUUGCAAUCAUCAUCAUCAUCAUCAUCAUCAUCAUCUUCGUCUGCCUCGUCAUCAUCAUCGUCGUCGUCUUCGUUAUCUCCUCAUUGUUCACAAUCACAUAAAUCAAUUCCUCAUUUGUUCAAUUUAGCCUUGAAUGGUUUACUGGAAAUAUUCUCUGAUUCAACAUUAAAUAUUGUUGCUUUGAAUACUAUUCAAAAACUUCAGUCAACAUGGCAAAUUACAUAUGAUAAUCGAUUGUUACCACAACAAGGUCAGGACAUCACUGAUGUAUUCAGUGAAAAUCAAAUCCUUUUCUCUUUGUUAAAUUCAAUGCUAGCUGCAUUAUAUGGCACACAGCAAAAUUCAUCAAUAAUUAACAUUUUAAUUGAAACAAGAAAUAUUUUACUCGAAUUAAACAAUCUAUUAGAAAGUCGUAUGAAUUCCAAUUAUGCAACAAUGAACAAUAAAACAACAAUUAAUAAUAAUAAUAAUAAUAAUAAUAAUAAUAAUAAUGCUACAGAGAAUAAUUUACAUCAAAAUUGUUGUCAAUUCAAUUUAUCAUGUUCUUUAACCAGAUGUUUAAUUUCUAAUCUUCGUCAAUAUCUUCGACAACAUCGAGUUUACAAAGUUCAAUUAAUAAAAAACUAUGAACAUUUAAAUAAACUUAAGUCAAAUUUAGAAUUGUCUAUAAAUUGGUUACAACAAUCUAUACAAUUUCAACAAGAAUAUAUUACCAAUAGAAAUUUAUCCGAAUUUAUUCAUCAACAUCAACAAUUAUUUAUUGAAUUUCAACAGAAAUUUACUACUGAUGAAUUAUCUUAUGAUUUAAAACGACAAGUUGAAAUGGUACGAAAACUUGUUACACAAUUAAUUAAUAAAAUGAAAAUGAAAUGGCGUGAAUCUUGUUUAAAUUAUUGUUUCAUUCCAACAAAUUUAUCAUUAUUAUCAUCAUCAUUAUUAUUAUUCGAUCGAUCAGAUUUAUCUCAAUUAACAAAUAAUGACAAUAUAGAAAGUGUAUCAAUUAAAUUAGAAAGACUUGUUAUGGAUGAAAUUUAUCCAUUUGUUAUAUGGAUUAAUAAUCCGAGCGUACAGAAAGAACGUGAUGAAUUAUUUCAUCGAGAAUUAGCAUUCUUACAAAAUACCAUAACACCAACAGAAUUACGAAUUUCCGAUGUAUAUCAUAUUGUUUUACCAUUAAAAUCAGUACAAAAUGAACUUCUACUGCUCGAUUGUUAUCAUACAUCAUCUGAUAAACUUCGUUGUUUAAAACGUGUAGUAAAUCAUGUUUUAGCUGCUUUAAAAUUAGCCAAUCCUACAUCUAUACCUUGUGCAGAUGAUCUUCUACCAGUGCUCAUCUAUUUAGUUAUACAUGCAAAUCCUCCUCGACUACUUAGUAACAUUGAAUUUAUAAACAAUUUUGCUGGUGAUAACUUAACUGGUGAACUACAAUAUAUUUGGUGUCAAUUUUGUUCUGCUGUUGCUGAGAUUCGACGUUUAAUGUCAAUCAGAUUAAUGAAUGAUAAUAAUAAGUUAAAGUGAUCAUAUCAAUCCUAUCGAUCAGUUUUAUGUAAUUCCAUUGUACUAAUGGUAUUUUGUUUUUUUCUUUGUACAGCAUCAAAUGGAUUAGUUUUUAUCCUUACUAUUAUUUUUCAUAUGAAAAAAAGUAAUCCUUAUACUAUUAUUAUUAUUAUUAUGAACAGGCAAAUUAUCGUGACAAGCAUUUGAUGCAUGUUACCGGUUUGGAUUUUUUUUCUAUAGUCUUUCCAUUGUGAUUAAUUUAAAAUAAUGAGGUACCUUUACACAAUUGGUCUUUCGUGAUAUUCAUGUGACGUUGAUGAUUUACUGCUAUCACUACUUUGAUUAACAAAAUUGUAUUCUGAUAAUCGUUCAUUAAACGACGUAUGUACAAUUUUUACAAAUAAAUUAUAAAUGAAAACUAUUCCUAUUGAACACUUG